ACGUCGCUUAUUUUUAAUCCUGGAUUCUAUUUUCUUACGUGAAGAUAAGACGUCAUUCGGAUCGGAUCCUGCAACGUGCGGCUCACACACACUCACUCGGAUACUUUUAAUAACCCCAACCAACCAUCCCAGAGUCACACACCCUUCACCUAAACGGAAAAAACGACGACAACAAACACAGCUCGAGCUUCCCGCUUUCAACAGUCGGCCAACUAGCGAAAAGGAAAUACACAAUAAUUGGUCUCUCCCCCGUUCGGUCUUUCUAGCGAUCCCUCUUUGACAUCGUGCCAUCACAACUGGGGCCCACAAUUCGGCGGAGUUACCUGGUGCCUGGUUCGACCGACUCACGCAGACACCAUCUCAUAUGACACAGGUGGGGCCCAUGUCGAGGACAUGCGACCUAACGCAGGCUGGCCGCUUCAUAACGUCAACACAGGCAGAUGAAUGAAUGAGAGAGAGAGAGAUGGAACAACGGCCGAAACAAAAAGAGGCGGCGGCGGAUACUGCCCUCCACGGCGACGUGUUGGACGCCAUCGUCUCCCGCGUGUCCCCCCUCGACCUCCUCCCCGCCUCCCGCGUCUCCAAGGCUUGGCGUGCCGCCGUCCUCUCCUCCCCCCGCCGCCCGCCGCCGUGGUUCAUCCUCCACCACCUGGGUCGUCGCCAGGUUGCCGCCGCCUUUGACCCCCUCUCCCGCGCGUGGCGGUCUCUCCCCUUCGCGCCCAGCUACCCUUCCCACCGCCAGGGCCCCCAGCCGCAGCAGGUCUCCUCCUACAUGCUCUCCCCCGGAGGCGGCACCCGCCUCUGCGUCCUCUCUGUCUCGGCGCUAGCCCUCGCCACAGACCCCUUCGGCGCUUCCUGGCGCCAGCUGGAGCCGCCGCGCUACUCGCGGACGGACCCGGUGGUGGCCGUCGUUGGGACCCGCGUCGUGGUGGCGGGCGGCGCGAGCGACCUCGAGGACGGAGAGAACGCGGUCGAGGUGUUCGACGGAGGCGCCAGCGGCGCAUGGGUUUCGUGUGAGCCCAUGCCGGAAGCCUUCAGAUGGUCCGAAUCGAUCUCCUCGGCGGCCGUGGGGCGGAGGCUGUACGUUCUGGAGAAGCAGUCACCCUUCACCUUGAGCUGGUUCGACGUGGAAUCCAGGCGGUGGGGGCCGGCGCGAGGCGUGCGCGUGCCGGACCCGACCGUGCGGCACGCGGCCAUCGGGUUCGCGAACGGGCGCCUGCUGCUGGCGGGGGCGGGCGGGAUCGGGACGGGGUUCGGCUGGAGGGCGGAGAGCGUGCGGCUGUGGGCGGUGGACGAGGAAUCCCUGCAGGUAGAGGAGGAGGUAGGGAGCAUGCCGCGGGCGAUGGUGGAGGAGCUGGUGGGUGACGGGGGGUGGGGCCUGUCGUCGCUCGGAUUCCUGAGCGAGGGGAGGUUCGCCUACGUCUACAACCCGUCCUACCCGAAGGAUUUAUUCCUGUGCGAGCUGGAGGAGGGCGGCGGGUGCAGGUGGGAAAGCGUCCCGCGGCCAGCGUGCAUGGAGGAGCGCCCGACGCACAGGGUGGUGGUCGGCUGCUGCCAAGUAGGGGUGGAGGACCUAAUGAUGGGCAAAGAUAGGACCGUCUAAGCUUGGACCGAGAAAAGAAUACCGGGAGUGGCCUCAGCUUUAGCUUUAGCUUUAGCUUUUCCUGGAGACACUGGGAGGUGGCCGCCACCCAUGAAGCAGCCUUUUGCAGGGGAAAUGGCCACUCAGAAGGUACGAAGAAGAUUGACAUCUACUAUAUAUUAAAUAUUUGUUUGAUUUCACGCAUUAUGUAUAUCUGCUUGAUGAUUUUGUGAUCCAGCCAAUAACAGCUUCUGCAUUCUCUGGACACUGAUAAUUAUAUAAGACACUUUAAUCAUCACUUCGAUA
Messenger RNA from Musa acuminata subsp. malaccensis (wild Malaysian banana), 1888 nucleotides. Its product is annotated as F-box/kelch-repeat protein At1g23390. The record is from RefSeq and is a predicted model, not a curated record. NCBI's taxonomy places the organism in Eukaryota, Viridiplantae, Streptophyta, Magnoliopsida, Zingiberales, Musaceae. Gene Ontology annotation, molecular function: protein binding.